AUGAGGAUGAAGAUGGAGAGGGGGGUGAGGAAGACCAAUCUGAAGCCCAUGAAAAUGACUUUGAUGACUGCAAAUGCAACGACGUCAUCACAUGAUGAAAAAGGCAAGGAGAAGUUGGACGACAUGUCAACGGUUCGGAACCUGCACACCAAAGAGAAGACCUUUUUCACUGUCUUCAUCAGCAGGAGCUCGUACCUGACCCACCAGAGAAUCCACACCGGCGAGAAGCUCUACCAGUGCAAGUACUGCGGGAAAAGCUUCUCCGUGUCCGAGAACUGUCUGCGUCAUGAGUGCAUCCAUCCGGGGGAGAAGCCGUACCGCUGCUGGUUCUGCAACCUGACCUUCGUGACGGUGUCGGCCCACAUGGUGCAUGAGCGCGUCCACAUCGGCGAGAGGCUGUACGGCUGCAAGCGGUGCGGCAAGACGUUCGCUCAGAUCGGAAACUACAAGACGCACUUGAACACUCACACCAAGGAGAAGAUCUACUUCUGCAACCGGUGCCAGAAGGUCUUCUCCUCGGUGAGCACGUACCUGCGGCAUGAGUACGUCCACACGGCGGCCAAAUGCUAUGUCUGCAAUCGCUGCGAGAAAACCUUCACCCAUCUGUCCCUGUUCCAAACACACAAGCUCGUGCACACGGGAGUGAAAGCCCACGCCUGUGUCCUCUGCGACAAACGCUUCUACACAGCCGGAGAUCUCUGCAAACAUAGGCGCAUCCACACCAGAGAGAAGCCGUACUGGUGUGGCAAGUGCAACAAGGAGUUCACCUGGAAGUCCCAGGAGAAGAACCACAGAUGUGUCCAGGAUGGUGUGGAAUAA
Salarias fasciatus (jewelled blenny) is the source of this 819-nucleotide messenger RNA. RefSeq names its product gastrula zinc finger protein XlCGF49.1-like. Bases 1 to 819 code for a protein of 272 amino acids. The record is from RefSeq and is a predicted model, not a curated record. Lineage: Eukaryota; Metazoa; Chordata; Actinopteri; Blenniiformes; Blenniidae. The transcript is spliced from 2 exons.